Messenger RNA from Terrapene triunguis (Three-toed box turtle), 429 nucleotides. It is a transcript of the gene GPHA2, whose product is annotated as glycoprotein hormone subunit alpha 2. Gene Ontology annotation, cellular component: extracellular region. The transcript is spliced from 4 exons. The coding region runs from base 1 to 429 and encodes 142 amino acids. NCBI's taxonomy places the organism in Eukaryota, Metazoa, Chordata, Testudines, Emydidae. Gene Ontology annotation, molecular function: hormone activity; hormone receptor binding. The record is from RefSeq and is a predicted model, not a curated record. Gene Ontology annotation, biological process: cell surface receptor signaling pathway.
AUGACUCGGGAGCUGCCCAACAGGAUCCCGAGCCCAUGCACCAUGCCAUCCUGCCACGCUGCCAUCAUCUCCCUGCUGCUGAUCCUGACGGCUUCCCCACGCUGGAGCUACGAGGCCAUCGGGCCCGGCUGCCAUCUGCACCCAUUUGAUGUAACCAUCAAGAGCGACCGCCGUGGGACCUGCCGUGGGACCCAUAUGGUCCAGGCCUGUGUGGGCUACUGCGAAUCCAGCGCCUUCCCCUCCAAGUACUCCGUCCUGCUGGCCAGCAGCUUCAAACACAACGUCACCUCUGUGUCCCAGUGCUGCACCAUCAGCAAGAUGCAGAAGAUCAAAGUCCGCCUGCAUUGCGGGGCCAUCCGCCACGAAGAGAUAGAGAUCUUCACUGCCACGAGCUGCCAGUGCGACAUGUGCCGUCUCUCCCGAUACUGA